AUGAAUAAUCUAGUUAGAAUUCAAGGCACAGUUAUUGAAGUUAAGCCAGCGAAAACAGUAGCCGAAAAGACCGCCUUGGUCUCCGAAAAGGUUGCCGAAGUAGCCGAAAAUGUAGCUUACUAUGCCAAAUUAGGAGCCGAAAAAGCCAAAGCCGGAGCCAAAAAGUUUAAAAACUUUAACGAAGCAAUCGAGCAAAAAGCCCGCGAAACCAAAAUAGAGUAUCAACAGGCUAUCCGCAAAGAAGAAUUUCGCCAAAUCAACCAAGAGAUUAUUGAUGGUUCCGAAAACUAUAACCCGCAAUUAGUGGAAAGAACUGAUACAGAAUUGAUGGAUUGA
This is a messenger RNA of Entrophospora sp. SA101, 336 nucleotides long. Lineage: Eukaryota; Fungi; Glomeromycota; Glomeromycetes; Entrophosporales; Entrophosporaceae. The record is from the annotation of a GenBank genome assembly.